This is a messenger RNA of Bacillus rossius redtenbacheri, 1386 nucleotides long. It is a transcript of the gene thoc6, whose product is annotated as THO complex subunit 6. Gene Ontology annotation, molecular function: protein binding. Gene Ontology annotation, biological process: mRNA export from nucleus. Bases 196 to 1206 code for a protein of 336 amino acids. The record is from RefSeq and is a predicted model, not a curated record. Lineage: Eukaryota; Metazoa; Arthropoda; Insecta; Phasmatodea; Bacillidae. The transcript has 6 exons. Gene Ontology annotation, cellular component: THO complex; transcription export complex.
GAGACACAUAAAUAAAUAAGUUGUCUUAAAGGCUUAAAUAAUUAUUAAAUUAUCUUUACUCCACGAUAACCAACGACAGUUUUCCUCUCAUUGUGCAAUAUAUACAUCAUAAAUAUAUAAUUUUAGUUUUUACAACGAUAAUACGAAAGUGGUGAGCCUGGCAGCCGGGAUACAACAACAAUAACAUUAAUCAAGAUGGUUGAGAAGUUGUUGUACAACACUGUUCUUGCACAAACAUUUUCUGCUUGUGGAAACUAUCUGAUUGCGUCAAAUACGUAUGGAGAGAUAGCAACAUUUGACCUGCAGAAGAUGGUGAGCCCCGGGGAAGGGCUGGGCCCGCCCUGCCGGGAGGCGGAGUACCACUUCUCUCCGAGGGGCGACGCGGAGGUGUGCAGCCUGGCGACCACGGACCGCUUCCUGGUGGCGGGGCUGGCCGGCGAGAUCACCGGCUGGGACUGGAAGACCGUCACCUCGGGCACCAGCCCCAAGCAGAGCUGGAGCAUCCAGAUCGCAACCGCAAAGGACGCGGUGGACAAGCCCGACGUGAACUGCAUGGCGUACAGCAGGGACGACAACCUGCUGUACGCGGGAUGCGGCGACAGCAAGAUCCACGUGUUCAGCCUGGAGGAUGGCAGGCUGGUUCGCACCCUGUCCGGUCACGAGGACUACGUCCACUGCGUCGACAAGUUCAGGGGCCAGCUGGCGUCGGCCGGCGAGGACGGCUGCGUGAAGCUGUGGGACACGCGGCAGAAGGAGUGCGUGGCCUCGCUGCAGCCGCACCUCAAGGAGAAGGUGGCGCGGCCUGAGCUCGGCAAGUGGGUCGGCGCCGUCGCCCUCAGCGAGGACUGGAUGGUGUGCGGCGGGGGCCCGCGUCUCUCGCUCUGGCACCUGCGCUCCAUGGACGUGAUGACGGCCUUCCCGCUGGACGACGCCGGCGUCCACGUGGCCGCCUUCCAGGACGACCGCAUCUUGGUGGGCGGGACCAUGCCCCACUUCUACCACCUCAACUACUCGGGCGCGGUGUACGCCCAGGUGCCCAGCUCGUCCACCACCGUCUACUCGGUCGUGUACCAGGAGUCCCCUGUCAAGGUUAUGUGCCUUGCUGGUUCCAGUAGCAAGAUCGAUGUCUGCACAAACUUCACUUACAGAGAUCAGAUCAUAUCGUUUGCUCCCAAAAUCAAGUCCAGCUUUCCAGCUAAUUACUAGUUGACCAUCGUCCAUCGUGAUAGCACAGCACAGCCGUUUUAAAAGAACUAAGUUGCAUAUUUUUGUUGAAACAAAACCUGAAAAGGGUGGAUAUUCAUCAGUGUUACAGUAACAGUGUUGUACUACCUUUUUCACACAAUUUUUUUUAUAAAAGCUACAAUUAAAAUUUUUAAAAACAAA